Rotaria socialis is the source of this 660-nucleotide messenger RNA. The record is from the annotation of a GenBank genome assembly. Lineage: Eukaryota; Metazoa; Rotifera; Eurotatoria; Philodinida; Philodinidae.
AUGGAGUACGCCACGAGCCCACAACGUAUUUAUCGGAAAAUUUCAUCUCGUGAAAAGAAUUCAUCAGUACCUUCCCUUGUUCUUCAUAUUAACAAUUCCGAUAUUGUUAGUACAUUAGCUAAUGAUUGUACUUACCGUACAGAAGCUUAUUUACAAGAACGAGAAAAGCAAAACGUCGUUAAACCAUCAACCUCAUCGUCAACAACAACAACAACAACAACAUGGAAAAAAUUAAAAUAUCAAAAAGAAAUACUAGACAAUGAGCAAGCGGAAAUUGAUCGAGUUCUUUCAGCGUUUGAUUCUAUUCAUAGAACAUUCAAUCGUUCAUUAAGUAAACCUUAUAAUCAAGUUUAUUCGUCACUCUAUGGUGAUGACAAUCAAUCAGACCGGCUAAUGAAAACAUUUUUUCAAUGUCAAAACCACUGUACGAACGUACAAGAUGCGGCUGCUGCUGCUGAUACUUCUACGCAAGAAACAUUAAGCAGCACAUCGAUUCUAAAUUUUAAUGAUACCGACUCAGAUUUAGACGAUAUCGAAGAUAAGAAGAAAAAUUCUUAUGACAGCGGCUAUGGAAGUGUCAUGCCAAGACGACGUAUUUCCCGAGAAUCGUUUGCCCAAAUUUCAAAUCAUUUAAAUAGUACAAUGAAUUCCAUUACAUAA